CCAUUGCCAGCCACGACAAAACUUGAAGACGGAACGCAUCGUUGUGUGCGUUCAGACAGCUUCCCUGGAGCUCUUGCAGGUGGAAAAAUUGUAGUCGUCGUCAGUCGAGCGAGAUUCUUAUACGCGGUUCUGCACUGCAUUUCCAGCUUCGGGACAAGUGAAAAAGUGAUUUUUAGCUGAAUUUGAGUAUUCCAACGGGAAAAAAAUAUUCGACGCAAUAAUCGAAGGUCCAGUCCGAUCUGAAUUUGUUCGAGAAUCGAGUGAGCGGAGUUUGCAAAAAGUAUCGUGUGCAAAAGAAAGUUUGCUGGACGAAGCGAAAAUUUUCUGGUUCUGCUGCGUAUCGAAGAAAGAGAAAAAAUGAGAUGUCCUUUGAUUUGUGAUAAAAUAGUAAUGGUGGUCAACAUUUUAAGUACGUGAAUCGAACCAGUUUUGCUACCAAGGCGAAAAUCAGGUUUUCGCUGAGAGCAAAAAAAAAAUCAAAAUGCGUUGCAGAUUAAAUUCUGGUUAAGGCUACCACUAGUGAAAAAAGUGCAAAGUGCGUCUGGUACCGUUUCUGGUUUCCACCAGGGAAAAGCAGUUUUUCGUGGCACCCUUCUCCAGAGUCUCAACCACCUCGAUUGGCAGCUUUUGCCACUUAAUGGACAACAGUAAAUCGCCAGCAACGGAUGCUUAGGACAAAGCAUUAUUAGAAAGCAUAUCUUGUUCUUCGAUAAAAUUUGAGUUUGCUUGUCCCGUUCCGGAAAGGACUGGACACGUCCCACAGGAUCUCGAUUGGGAAGAGGCUGUUCCACGGGUCUUAUCGAAAGAGCAAAUCGAUACACAUUCAAAAGCUACCGAUAGCAUUUCCGUCACACAUUAAGUACCAUCACAAACCAGUUACUGUCGUUGUUAUCAUCUGAUUUAUCUGUGAUAUAAUUACUCGAUUCAUUUCGCGUAACAAGAAUCCUUCUGGGGGAUCCGACUCCGUCCUAAAAGGGUGUAGGUGCUUCGUCCCCCUGGCCAACAAUACCUAGUGUGUGUGGAAAGUGUAGUGUCUAGUGAAAUUAUUAAGUUUAGUUCUGGACAGAAGAUGAACAAUGUAACAACAUAAGUGACGGAGCAUUUCUCGGGUGUGAUGGAAACGGACUAGCGAGCGAAAUCAAACCUCUAGGCUCAAAAACUGGACUGUUCGUCAGUGGCGAGAAAAAUUGAAGAAAUACGUGCCAGCAAAAAAAAAAGUCAUCUUCCAUGCGUACAUGACUGAAGAAGAUAGAGUCGAACAUUUAACUACAAUCACAAUUUUCAACACAAAGUGAAAUGCAAUAAUAUCUACCACAAUAUAUAAAUCGCAAAAAUCUUUAUUCUCUAUCGCCAAUCGUGCGUUAGGAAACCCUAAAAGCAGAAAUUUUUGAAUCUAAAUAAGGUAAAGCAAACACUUCAACUAUCCCACGUGAAAAUCUACAUUAGAAAAAUCAAAUUUAAGCAACAUACAAGUGCAUAUAUACCAAGAAUCUAUAUUUCUUCGAAUCAAAAAACGAAAGCAUAUUACAACCGUCAUUGCAUAAAGUCAUUUCCUGUGAAGAUUAUCAACUGGAAGUAUCUGUGAGUGAAAAAAUCAAUUUCGAAAAUUGUCUUGAUACGUGUAAGUACAGCUAAGCCUAAACAGCAAUUCACAUGGACUAUUAUCAAAACUAGCAGUAAAUCAGUGAGUGUUAUCAACGUUUUGUCUGCUUUUAUCUGUGGUUUUAGUGUAAUCUAAAAGCUAUAUGUAAACAACACAGUAGCGCAAGCUACAGAUGUGAAUGAAAACAAUAAUACUAAAUUGUGAAGAACGAUGUGAUUCCGAUUCACUGCAGCACUGAAUAACAAAGAAAAAAAAACUAAAUCAUCAUUGUGUUCCAAGAAAGUUUUAGCAAAGUGAUCGAAACAUACUCGAAGAGACUUAGUCAAUCGACUGCUGUCUAAUAAUAGCACAUAGAGAAAAGAACUAAAGUGUUCACCCCCAGCAAAGUGGUGAUUUUACGACAGAAGAAAGAAAAAACUAUUGCGUGCUGAAACGUGAAGAAGCUGAACUGUUCCUAAAGCCAAUAACAAUUGGCUCGACAACAUUCCAAAAGAAAAAAAAACAGUAAUUGAUUAGCCGACAGUGAAACGGGUGCAGCUCCUACCGGCAAAAAAACCGAAGCAAGAACCGCGCAGGAGUUGAACGGUAACGAUGCAGUAGCGUUGAAAUUACUCAAUCCAAUACGAACAAGUCUGAAUAAGCUUUAAGAAAAGAAGAGUAUAAGCUUACUAGUGAAUGAUGACGAUAAGCGUCAGUGUAUCUCCGAGUGGUAUUGCACAGAUUACAGUACGUGUCGGUUGAAUUCUCACUUCGUCGAUUUAGAAGAACUUCAUAGAAUGGGUGCAAUAAAAGAAGUGAUCAUCGAUAGUGAACCGUUUGGACUAAUCGUCGAAUGUUGGAACAAAAGCCACAACAGCCAUAGUGUGAAAAAAAUGAAUAUUAACACUGUGAAUAUGAUAUGUGAUUUUAUUGAUUACCUGAUUAAAUUUAACAUUAACGUUAGCAUUAAUGUAGAGAAGCGACAUUUUCUACGAAUCCAGCAUUACACAACAAAUGACCAAAAUCUAGUUGAUAAGAGCCAAAUACAUUCAGCAGAUGUAGUUCUGAUGGCGGUCGAAGGUACACCAAGUACAAUUACGGUUACAUUACACACCAAUAACAAAACUUCUGGAUACACAUCAUUUGACGAGCUUUUGAGAUUAACAGAACGCCAAAGACAAUUGGAAGCCCUGGGAUUCAAUCCAUCGCGUUUAAUGCGUCUCCGUGGCGGUGGCGAGAGUUCCCUUAACAACGGAACUAGCGCCUGGGGAUCACCACCUUCCAACGCUAACACAGCUUCAUGGGGCGCAGUAGCUCCACAACAGGGGGGAUGGGGAAACACAGCGCCAAAUGCAAACCAGCGACCCGACAUGGGAAAGCAAAUGCAACCUCCCCAGGGUUCCGUUGGUGGACCCAUGGUAGGCUCCGGAAACGGAUCGAACAGCUGGAAUCAGGUCGUCAAUACCAACAAACCGCCACUUCAACCACCGCCACAGCAGCAAGUACCGCAACCACCAAAUCAACCACCUCCUCCUGGUGCUAAUCCUGGCAAUAGCAACAACCAGCCUCCAUCUGCUCAACAACAGCAACAGCCACCGCAACCACCAAAUCAGCAACCACCAGGUGGAAAUCCUCAAAUGGCAGCUCAACCGGGAGCUUCCGUUCAAAGUUCAUCCUCCAAACUAGAACAUCUCAAUUCAAUGCGCGAAGCCUUGUUCAGUCAGGAUGGAUGGGGAUGCCAGCAUGUUAACCAAGAUACCCAAUGGGAUGUACCGGCCUCGCCCGAACCUGCCAACAAAGACCUGAAAAUGAACAUCAACAAUGGCACAGAACUAUGGGAAACGAAUCUCCGCAACGGUGGCCAACCAACUCAACAACCCACACAGAAGACUCCCUGGGGACCAUCGAGCAACAUCGGCGGUACAUGGGGAGUCGAUGACGAUAGCAAUGCCGAAAACAAUAGUGUUUGGACUGGCGGAGCCCAAGGAGGAGCGAAUCCUCCGGUUGCCGGACAACAGGGUUGGAAUCAAAACAACAACGCCAUGUGGCCACCAAAUGUGGCGAAUGCACCACCUAAGAAGGAACCUGAAUGGAGUGGCAACGUACCAGUUCCUGGAGGAGCUAACAAUUGGGAGAAUCGUGGAACGGCUGCUCCACCACCACCUCACAUCCCCGCUCCACCGUUGGAUAUGCCAAACGUUGACAUGCGCAAUAUGCGUCCACCGGGAGCUAUUGAACCUAGCCGGGAAUUCCGUGGAGAUCCUAGAGGUAUUUCCGGUCGUCUCAACGGUGCUUCCGGAAUGUGGGAUCAGCACCCAAUGCCCAAUACUCCACUCAACAAAAUGCCUCCUCAAGCACCUAUGCUAAAUGCUGCCGGUGGUAACCAAUGGCCAGUUGGAGCUGGUGGACCAAAUGUACCACCAUCCAAACUGCCAACAUCAUGGGAUGAAGCAUCACCUCCGGCUAGUCGUCGUAAUAUGUCGAACUUAGACGAUGGAACCUCCCUCUGGGGAGCACCAACUAACCCUAACCGUCCUCCCAAUGGUCCUAACGAGGGCAUGGUACGUAAUGGAAGGAACCCACUUGGAGGUAACUCUGGUCCGAUCGGACCUGGAGGACUUGGUGGACCAAGGCUUACUGGGCCUGGAAACCCCAUGAAAUCGGACAUGUGGGGUCAUGGAGGAGGGCCUGGUGCCAUGCGAAACGGUUCCUGGGACGAUAACAGCAAUAAUUGGGAAGAUAAGGGCCCAGGGCCGCUUGGAGGCGGUGGCGGUGCCGGUGGUUCCACUUGGAAUGAUGGACCCGGAAAUCCAUCGACAUGGAACAACAAAAAACCAAUUGUUGGAGGCGGUGGAAACGUUUGGCCGGAGACUUCGGAUCUGAUCGGAGGCGAAUGGGGCGCUGGCAUUGGCAAACCACCGAACAAGCACAAUCCACAGGAGAUCAUUCGCAGCAGCAAGCAGUUCCGUAUUCUCUACGAUAUGGGCUUCAAGAAGGAGGAUAUCGAACAGGCUUUGCGCACGUCCAAUAUGAGCUUGGAGGAAGCCAUGGAAAUGUUGCAACGGAACAAUGGAAACAAUAUGCCCGAUUGGCGCCGUCACGACGACCAUCCAGGAGGAUUCGAACCACCUUUCUCGGGUGGACGUUUCCCCGGUGGUGGUGCUGGACCUCCGUUCCCACAGAAUCAAAAUGGCCCUAACAACAAUAUGCCAGCCGGCAUAGGCAGUGGAAAUCCGAAUCUUGCAGGUUUUAAUUCUCUGAGCAAACCAUUGCAAAGUUAUCUGAAUCAGGCACCGCCCUCGGGUCCUGGACCGUUUAACCAAGGGGGAGGUCCAAAUGGCGGCGUUGGAGGAGGUGCAGCUGGCGUUCUUGGCGGAGGUGGUGGAGCAGGUCAAAACUCAUCCGCUCAACCAUCCACCCAACAGCUGCGUAUGUUGGUUCAACAAAUCCAAAUGGCUGUUCAAGCCGGCUAUUUGAAUCAUCAGAUCCUCAAUCAACCGCUGGCACCACAAACGCUGUUCUUGCUGAAUCAAUUGCUGAAUAACAUCAAGCAACUUCAACUUACGCAGAACAAUCUACAGCGAGGUGGUGGCGCAGCCAACAAUCAAAUGUCCAUGAUUCCGAAGAUAAAGCAACAGAUUGCCGGACUGCAAAACCAAAUUGCUACUCAACAGGCAAUUUAUGUGAAGCAACAACAGCAACAGCAGCAUUCUGGAAACACUUCCAACAUCAAUCACUUGGCAAACAACUUCCAUCGUGAGCCGAAUGAUUUGACCACUCUGCAGAAUAGUUUGUCCGAAAUGGGACUGGGCAAGGAGCACAAUGGACCGUACCAUCACGGCCCAGGGGGUGGAGGUGGAGGUAACGUUGGCGGCGGAACAACUAGUCAACAGUCUCGUCUGAACCAGUGGAAGCUUCCAGCUGUGGACAAAGACGGGGGACAUGAUUUGACUGAUUUCUCUCGGGCUCCUGGAACCACGGCCAAAUCCACUCUGCCCACUACCGGAUCCAGCAUCAGCGGUUUGAGUGGUUUGCAAGGAGACAACACCUGGUCCACGGGUCGUGGAGGUAUUGGCGAUGGUUGGCCAGAUUCCUCAACUGAAACUGCCAAUAAAGAUUGGCCGUCCACCCAAGAUACGUUCACCGAUCUUGUUCCUGAGUUUGAGCCAGGAAAGCCGUGGAAGGGCACCCAGAUGAAAAUCGAAGAGGAUCCGACCAUCACACCAGGAAGCAUUGCUCGCAGUCCAAUCGCAUCCAUCUCAAUCGGUGCGGCCAAAGAUUCGGACCUAUUUGCCAACAGUAGCAAGCCGUCGCCAACCGAUUCGCUGAGCUUGUCCUCGUCGACUUGGAGUUUCAAUCCAACCAACAACAAUUUCUCCAGCUCCAUUUCCAAGCUAGGCGGGAACAAAAAUACGUGGUCGGACGCAGGCACUUCCGAUUUGUGGGGAUCUGGCCUGGGUAGUGGCGCAGGUGGUGGCAAAACUCCUCGUGGCCCUCCGCCGGGUUUGUCCGCUGGUAAGAAUCCGGGAGGUUUUGGAUCCAACGGCUGGAAUCAACGUCCGGGACAGGGUGGAAACAACUGGCCCGCCGGCGGUGGCGGCGGAGGUCCAGGCUGGUACUCCACGUGGAUUCUUUUGAAGAAUUUGACUGCACAGAUCGAUGGGCCAACACUCCGUACGCUAUGCAUGCAGCAUGGACCGUUGCAAAAUUUCCAUCUGUAUUUGAACCAUGGAAUUGCCCUCUGCAAGUAUCAAUCUCGCGAGGAAGCCAACAAGGCACAACAGGCAUUGAACAACUGCGUACUGGGCAAUACGACCAUCUGCGCUGAAUCUCCCACAGACAGCGAAGUGCAAACUAUUUUGCAGCAUCUGGGAGUUCCGGGAGGAAACAAUACCAACAACAACAAUAAUAAUAACAACGUUGGAAAUAUGGGUUCCACUGGUGGUGGACUUGGUGGCAACAACAAUUCCCAACCAUGGCGCACAGGAGGUUCUCAACAGUCGAAUGUUCGUUCUACGGAUACUUGGGGCUCUGGAUGGUCAUCUUCCGGACCAACUAUCAACCCAUGGACUCUGGAUGGUCCUACCGAGCGAGGCACUCCAUCCAACUUGAACUCAUUUUUACCGGAAAGUCUGCUGGCCGGAGAUUUGAACUGAGUGUCAAAGUGAGUAAAACAUGAUCAACACUGUUGAGUGUCGAAAUUGCAACCUUUUGCAGUGUGCGCCGCAAACUCUCUCCACAAUCAUAAGCGCACCCAUACUAUUACGAUCGUAUAAAGUGAAAAUUAGGGAAGUGCAGCGAAAAAUGCAAUUCAACACACAGGUCUUUACUCAAAUGCAUGUACAAUAUCAGGAAUAGUGUUUGUAGAACAGAGUUGCAACAGAUUGAUAUUUUGUACAAUUUUAUUUUUGCUAUUAUUAUGGAACACACAAGUUUAAGAAGAAUAGUGUAAUGGUUAGCAAUGGAGUAGCUUUUAAGACUUUAUUACCUGAUCUUAUUUUUGUUAACUUUAUGUUUUUAUAUGCAUAUUUAAAUUGUCGUCUAAUUGAAACGAAUCUGGACAGUUAUUCACAAUUGCAGAUAACUGAGCAUGCUUUAAAUACAGAAGAAAAGUACCGAAAACAACUAUUAUCAAAAUGAUAGAUUUAUUACUUUUUUAUCGAGCACCAUUGCAUUUAUUCGCAAACAUACAUGGUGUGAACACUAGAUAUGAAAGCACAGGGAAUCAAUUAUCAGCGAUCUCAUAGCAAAAGGGGCCAACCAAAAAAGAACAAAACAAAAACUGAACACUAGGGCCAUCCCAAACAUGUUUUCCACACGAUUCGGCGUGAUAACGUGGGUUUACGAGCUGUGGUUGUGAUUUUAAGCUGGAUUCAAAAAACGAGGCACAUCCAAUUAAAGUAGCUCGAAAACGCUAAAAAUGCUUCCCGCUAUGAUGUAGUGUAUUUACGAAACCAAAUUCUUGUCGGAAUCGUUUGAGCUACGAAAUGGCUCGAUGCACAAACGUUUCGCAGAAGUUCUGAUUUUGAGUAACUGAGUAGAUCCAACAUAUCAGUCAGGGAAGGAGGCGGAGUCCUAGGGGAACUGCCUGCUCCUUGGCGGCCAAAAUACCAUUCACCACUGAACAACCGAUCCGUACUACAUACUGCGACUGUAAACUCUUAGACUUUAGGUUCCAGUUUUAGGUUUUGAAAUUUGUUGGCAUUGUUUGUUAUUUGUUUCAUUAUUAGUUUAACGCAAUUCGCAUUCCAAUGUAUUAACUCGACACAGAACUGUGUUUAGUUGUAGAAGUGUGUAAGAGAAGGAUAACCUAGAUCAUGACAGAUGACUUUUCGAUUGAUGAAAUUGUACAUUUGCGCAACAAAUAGCUACUUACUAAUAUUAAUAAUCCUAAAGCAAUAUAUGAAUAAACACACAAACAAAACUGUAUCAUUAAGUUAGCUUGUAAGAUCAACAAAAUGUUAUUUAUUUUUCUAAUUAAAUGGUAACACACAAUACACAAACAAAAAAACGAGAAAUCAUUGGCCAAAAAUGUGAUAAAGCGCUUGGUUGAAAACCAAACACUCAAACAAACAGCCUUUAGUGUUAAAUUAUACUAGGACAAGGAAAAUGCUACAUUGUUUUCGUUUGUUUUUACCUCUCUCUAUACAUAUUGAAGUGACUAAUCGAAGCAUUAAUUUUUACACUCUUUCUCCGUAUAUAUUUCACAAAAUACAACUGAAUAAAUAAUGUCAAAAUAAAACAAGAUGCAUCUUAGAAUGUAAGAUCGUAGAAAUAAUACCUAUCGAUGAGAAAAUGAAUCAAAAGUAUAUAUUUUUAUCGAAUAUAAUGUGUGUUUAUUAGGGUUAAGUACAUUUGAAAAGGGAAUUAUAUAAGUAUUUAUCGAAGUAUCGUGUAAGACAUUGGAAGAAUUUAGCUAUAGGCGACAAGCCAAAGUGAGAUUGACACACAUACACAUUUGUCUUGCUGAACAAAACCCUUGUAACAUAUAUACAACUGUGACAGGCAGAUAAUUCACGUGGCAAGUAUGAACAUUGAUAGUAGUGUAAGUAUCGGGAUGAUCAGAAGCAUAUAUUUACAGAUACAAAUCACAAUAAAUGGAACUAUUUAAAAUAUCCAACCGAUGUGGAAACAUUUUCAGUGUUUUAGCAUGUUAGACGUUAGUGUGAAAUCAAAGUUGGUCAAAUGUUGUAACAUAACUAGGUAUAGGAAAUGUACCAACGCACCAGUAAACGAGAUGCAGCAUCGUCGACAAUUGAAAAGUGAUUUUUUUUCCUGCCGAAUGGCAGCCUCCUUUCGGGGAUACAUAUUAUCAUUGUAGACUUUCGUGAAAUGAGAGUUAAUUUUAUACCACACGAAAAAGGAGGAAAAGUCAUGACAAUAUUUUUAAAAACUAAUACUAUAACGGUUCAUCGAAGAAUGGUAAUGUGACCCAAAUAGACAAUUAGCACAGCCAAUCAGUAAAUGAGCAGAGCAGGAUACAAUCUCUUCGGACAAGCAACAAACUAAGAACUGUAGGAAACUCUGAGGAACAAACACUGAGAAUACUUGUUUAGCAAAUCGAACCCGUCUAUUGGUUCGAAUCCACAUAUGACUGAAUUGUUUGUACACUUUCCUGAUUGUUUCUGUAGUUUUCCAACUGGAAUGGAUAAAAUGUUGUAUUUUUUGAUAACUAGUGACAACAGAUCUGCACCCAAGCUACCUGAUGGGAUCUAGACGAAAAAGUAGUAUAAUAGGAUUGUUUCCUUAUUGAGUAGAAUUUCUUGCAGUAAGAAGACUGUGAGUUGAUGUACCACGGAGUAGUGAAAAGUCAUAAAUAGUUGGUAUUCAAAAUUCUAGUCAGCGUUCUUUGAGGAAUGAUUCAUGGAGGAAAAUGAAAUAAAAAUUAUCGCUUCAUUUCACUUUUAGUAGCCUUGAUUGGAUCAAAUAUUCCAAUUGCAAAUCGUCGAGUUAGUAUUUAAUUAAGUUAGCACACAGUCUGAACAGAUCCAAGACUUUUCGUUACUCUUCGUGGUAUGUUUGUUCAUAAUCUGUGAUCUAUAAUUUUUAAGUCAGUUCUUUUAUCUCUAAAUUUCAAUAAUGGUAUAAAAUCUACUGAGAGAACAGAUUGAGUAACCAAUACAUUUCCUCUGAUAACGUAGCAAAGUAAUGUGGUAACAAUUGUGAAACGGAUUGAGUCAAAUAGUAUAUCUAAUGCAGUUCGUAAGAACGAUAAAACUGUGACAGAUAUUAAACAAUAGGAGCUAAUCCAAGAGCGCUUACUAUCCAAACGGACAUUUGGUGGAAAAUUAGCAGCCAUCGGAAAAAGGUGCUCUCGUAGAAGAAAGUCUUUGAUACUGUACUGUUAAUUAAAACAAAAGAAUUAAAUACAACCUUAUUAGUACUUCUAGCUGUAUAAGCAAUCUUAUGAUAAGAAUUUGAUCUAGGCUAGUUUUAACACAUACACCAUCAUAGUCAAACGGCGAGGAAACUGCUUGCAUAUAAGUGAAGCCAAAAUUACCUUUCCACGUACUUUGUAGUAAUCUAAUUCCCCCACAACAAAACAAAAUCAGUCAAAAUCGGUUCAUUCGGCCAAUUUUUGGCAGGGUGUUUCAAUUUCCUACGACAAAAUUUCAUAAAUUAGUUUUAAAUUGUAGCCAUUGUGCGACUGACAUUCCUUUUGGUAACCAAAAAAAAAUAAGAGCUAUCCACUUUUUUUAUGUUUGUGACAUUUCCACCGCUUGCUUCAUUAACGAAACAAAGAAUUUUGAUGGUGCCGGUAUCUUAGGCGUAUAGGUUUCCCGUGUAUAGUGUGACUACAAAUCACAAACGUUCCACAUAUAGAAAGGUCUGCCGGGAGCUGGAGUCCGAAAUUUCAUUCCUAUUACUAAUAUUUGUCAUUUUCCUAUUGAAGUGUGAUGUUUGUUUGAAUAUUCUGGUACGUUUUUGUAUCAUGAUUAUUUGUUCUAUAUGCUUGUUUGAUAAAUUCUUAGUAUGUACAUACAUUGUAGAGAAAAGCCACAUAUGCAAUAUGAAGUGCAACAGAAAAUGAACUGGUGUAUGGUACUAUGCGUACCAUGGUACUAUUGUGAAAUAUACUGAAAAUAUUGAUUUACUGUCAUUUUGAAGUAUGAGUGCCAAAACAUGUUGUAAUAUCAGACGAUUUUUAAUUCGUAUAUCAAUUUCCGUUGUAAGCUAUUUCAAAGUAUCAGUGAUGUUAUUGUUGUAAUGUAACACUUGUGCGUCAAGUUUUACAAAUCCAUCUAGGUAUCCAAAUUAAGUUUGAUCAUUUUAUAUGAAAUAUAAAAAAAGCUGCAAACUCAAUCAUCGAACCCACUUUGGAACGUAUUUGAUUCGUAGCCCAUUUGAUUUUAAUUGCAUUAACGGAAAUACUUACUAGCAAUUUAGCGUACAAAAGUGUAUUCAUUUGUAAACAAGCGUUUUUCUUUAAAUUCAAUUAAUAUUACGAUUUAUUUUAUAUUUGAUGUUGUUCAUUCUUUUGUGAAUGAAUAAUAUACAAUCACCAAAAUGACGCUAACUCUCGCAUAUUUAUGUUUAUCUCUCUUAGGCUUUCAAAAAUUAAGUUUUAUCAUUCCUAUAGUAAAUUUUUAUUGAGUAUUAUCAUGUGAAUUCGACCUUGCUUCAUUAUCUAGUCCUUGCCAAUCGGAUCAACUAUUGCCAGAUCACAAAAAAAUCGAUCGAACCAAGUAUUUCUAUAUGUGGAACAUAAUUAAAAUGAAAGUGUAAUCAAAUGUUGAUACCUCCCCAAUUAAAAAUGAGACCAUUUCUGUCAAAUCUCUAUAUAUGUAUUUAGCUGUAAAUCGAUAUUCGUAGUUUGAUAAUGAUUGUUCACAUUACAUAGUUCGUAAGUUCCAGUGGAAGAAACAACCAUAUAUGAAUUUCACCCAACAACAACGAAUGAUAAUUACUUAUAAGCAUUACAUAUUAAACAGAGCAAGAAUCAUACCUGUAGUUCGAAGAAUAUACUUUUACGACAAAAUCAACAACAUUAACUGAACAGUCGAACAAAUGAUACCAGCUACAUUCGAAGGAAGAAGGCCGAAAAUCGGUGUUCCUCGUACAGAGAUCCGGCCUGUACCAAUAUAAGUUGUAAUCAAACAAGAUAAACCAAAGAACUUGCAAUGCGGCUAGCAAAACUCAACAAAUUACAUAUGUAACAAUUCGAUUAUACUUGUUGUGCCUAAAAUGUUCCAGAACGAAGCAAAUUCGGUGAAUCAGACAAAAAAAACGCUAAGGAUAUAUGACGAAACAAUCCACUACAUAGACACAGUUUAUGCACAAGAUGCAAAAAAGUCGGUAUACUUACAUAUCAUGCCAUUAUAAGUUGUUUUAUUUUUUUGUUGUUACUGUCAGUAUUUAUUUCUAAUUCAACUGCUCCAAUAUGCAUUUGUCUUCAAAUUUCCUACUUACCCGCUCUACCAAAUAAAGCUAAUAGACAGAGUAAUCAAGAAGAUCACUUACUAUAGAUAACGAUGCAAGUCUUCUAGUAGUUACUAAGUUAUUUAUUAUCAUUGUUUUUGCUUUUCCAGAAAAGAAAUACGAACUACUGCAAUAAUACUCGUUGGAGUAUAAAUUCCGUAACCCACUCCCAUAACUUAGUAAAAAAAAUCCUCAAGCAGUGGCUGUGAAAAGUUUUCAACUCACCGCAAACAUUCAAGUGCUACCCUAUCCAAUGGAGAAUACUAGCACAAUAAGCACACGACGACGCACAGGAACUUUAACAUCCUGAUUAAAGCAAAUAAUUACAUUAUUAUGCAAGCACGAUCGGUUGUUAUCGGGUUGAUUCGACCGUUAGGGACAACCAAAAAUGUUAGUUUUCCGCUCUGGCACAGCAGCACAAAUCGUUCGUCUAUCCGGUGAUACAUAUGAACAAAACAAAAUAAAAAAAAGAUUCCGCCAGGAAAGAUAUAGUUUGUUUCUUUCGAGCGAGAGUAAAAUCUUCUGUGAUCAUAUCUUCCUUCAGACUAAAUUUAUGAUUAAAUAAUUGGCACACACACACACGGAUAAGAGCAAUCUUUGGCAUAUACCGAUGAUAAUGUGUAUUUAACCUUAAGCGCACUUGAAUUAGUUUUACUUUCUUAAUCAUCGAUGGUAUUUAGGUUUAUAUGCUUCACCGUAUAUGUAGAAUCAUUUAAAAUAUAGUUAAAUAAGUAUGAGUACCGUAAAUCACAGGAAGUGGAAAAUGAAGUCUCAUGCGUGGGUCUCAUGAUGAGAAAAGCGCCAAACUAAGAACGUUACAAAACAAACGUUAUGGCUGUAGGGUUUUCUGGAACGUAGUAAAACAUGGACACGAAGUGUCGAUGGGUGUACAGGAGAGUGUAUUCUGAAGAAAUUUGUAUGUAAAAAGAUCUUUCAAUUAUUAAGAAAAGGAGAUGUGGUAGUUUGGUACUCAUCAAGUAGGCUGAUGAGAGGAAUUCAAUUUAUGACCAGUCCAACUGUCAAGAAGCAAGCACGUAACCUACCACAGGUAAAUUUUCAGAAACCCUGUGUAUUGUAGGUAACUAAGUGAAUUUAAUUCAGAGAAUUGUAUUUUGUUUGAUCAUGAAAAUACAUGAACAAAUGUGGCGUUACAUUUGAAAAAGGCCAAAACGUUAAGUUACUUAACGUAUUUUUGCUCCUCUAUCAAUGGCUGCAAGACUAUUUAUCUUUGUUACCUUUGAAAUUGGUCAAACGUUGUUGUAUGUCGAUGUCAUUAUACACUACCCGUCAUAAAUAUAGACUCACAAUAGUAGUUUACGCAACAAGGUGUAGAAUGAAGAUUUUUACAUCACGAAUCAUAAAUUUAUCCAACGAAGCUUGCCGAGUUGGAUACAUACGACGAGUGCUGUAAAAAUCGAGUUCUGCACCGAGUUGCGUACAACGUUUUUUGCAAUUUCAUAAAUUACCGAUUGAGUUUAGUUAUUAACAAAACUUUUCCAUCAAACUGAACACUGAUGUUCAUAGUAUUAUUAAAGAAAAUCUGAUCAUAGCAUGUUAUACUGUGCAGUUGUCACUAUUUUUCAAAACUGCGUCCAGAAAGCAUCAAGAAGUUGAUCAAAACUGAAAACAGUGCUGUAAUGGUUCAUUACGCAACGCAAAUCAGUGCUGUAAUGAUCCAUUACAGCACUCUUUAUUUGGUGUGGGAAAUUAGGCCCUUUCCUGACAAAUUUGCGUGAGGUAAACCAGCCUAUUACGAUGAGAAAUUGCAAAAUAGUAGUUUACGUAACAAGGUGCAGAAUGAAGAUUUUUACAGGACGAGUCGUACAUUUAUCCAACGAGGCUUGCCGAGUUAGAUAAUUACAACGAGUGCUGUAAAAAUCGAGUUCAGCACCGAGUUGCGUACAACGUUUUUUGCAAUUUCAUAAAUUACCGAUUGAGGUUAGUUUUUAACAAAACUUUUCCAUCAAACUGAACACUGAUGUUCAUAGUUUUAUUAAAGAAAAUCUUAUCAUAGCAGGUUAUACCAUAGAUUUAUACUGUGCAGUUGUCACAAUUUUUCAAAACUGCGUCCAGAAAGCAUCAAAAAGUUGAUCAAAACUGAAAACAGUGUUGUAAUGUUUCAUUACGCAACGCAAAUCAGUGCUGUAAUGAACCAUUACAGCACUGCUUAUUUGGUGUAGGAAAGUAGGCCUUUUCCUGUCAGAUUUGCAUGAGGUUAAACAGCCUAUUACGAUGAGAAAUUGCAAAAAAAAAGCAUUGCAGCAAUAUUGCAUCACUCUGACUCAGCUCAAUAUCUCUAAAACCAGAACACCCACACCAUUAUAUAAGUCAUAAACGCUCAAAUUUCAUCACAUUCGAUUCAUUGAAUCCGGAGCUAUAACAGUCUACAGUUGGUCAUCGGAUACUUAUGCCUUUUUCUAGAAUAUUUCUUACUGCAUGUAUAAGAUCGGACUAUUCAUCUUUCCCAAAUUUGAACCAUUGAUAGGCAACUAGUUGACCAACUUACAGUAAAAAAAUUGAGCAUUUUUGGUGCACUUUUCUAGUUUGAUAGCUAGUUGAGCAUUUUUAAGAAGUGAAAAUUUUGUAAGUCCUCAGAUUUUGGAGAUAUCGGGGUGAGUCAAUGUGCAAUGUGAUGCAAUAUUGUUGAAAUACUUUUUGUGAGUCUACUUAUGACGGAUAGUGAAAGUACGAAAUCUCUCCAACAGAUGCCGCAGAAGUGUAAAUUGCUGAGAAUUUCUCUUGGGAUUCAUCCAGUGAUUUUUUUUUAUUCUUCCAGGUAUACCUUCUGGAAUUGCUCCAGAAAUUCAUGCUGGGAUUCAUCCUGAAGUUCCUGACUUGAUUUCUACCAAAAUUUCUUCUUCUAGCUUCUCAAAAAAAUCUUUAAGGAUUCCUUAAAGAAUUGCUCCGAAGAUUUUCUCCCACGGAUUUCUUAUAUGAUUUCGCUAGAAAUUCCUUUCGAAAUUCUAAUUUUCCUAUAAAAUUUCCUACUGGGAUUCUUCGAGUUAUUCUCGCUAGGAUUUCUCCAAGAAUGCCUGCUGGAAUUGCUGCAAUUAUUUCUGUUAGAAUUCUACCUACUGGAAUUCUCCCCGGAUUUUCCUGCAGGAUUGUUGCAGGAAUAUUUGCUGGUAUCUCUCCAGAAACUUUUGCUUCGAUUCAUCCCUCCAGUUCCUUCUAGGACUUACUAGUAGUUUCUGCAGAAAUUCCAAGGACUGCGUAAAGUAUUCCAAAGGUUUUUUUUUCAGUUACUUCUAGGAAUUCAAUUCCUUGUAAUGGAUUUUUCAACAAAAAAAAAAAACAACUAAUAUUCUACAACGAAUUUCUACUGGGACUCUUCUAGGCAUUUCUACGGAAAUUGCUCAUGUAAUUCUUCCAGGAAUUACUCUAGAUAAUCUAUUAGGAAUAUUUCCAUAAAUUCCUCCGCAUAUUAAUCCAAGAAUUUCUCCGCAGAUACAACUCAGACCUUCGAGAAUUUCUUCAGAAAGUAUUCGCCCAGGAAUGCCCACGAGAAUUUCUCCAAUGAUUACUUCAGUGAUUUUCUCGUGGGAUGCCUCUGGGGAUUUUCUCAGAGAUUAUGUGCUGCUAGGGUUCCCGCAGGGUUUCCUCUGGAGAUUAAUCUAGGCAUUCUUUUAAGAAUUCCCCCCUUAUUUUUCGAGAAACUCUCGCAUCAUCUCAGAACUUGGCUUACUCACUUUUGAGAGUUUUUAGUUUCACCCAGUAGUUUUAGUUGGAUAGAUCUGGAGAAAUCUCUUAAUUUAUUGAGGGCUGUUUGCAGUUCAGAAGGAAAUUUCUCGGUCUACCUUGAUUCCUUCCAUGAAUCACUCAAGAAACCGUUUUUCUUUGAUCGCAGUACGCGGUUGGGAAGAAAUGAUACUUCAAAUGGCUGCCACUGUAGAAAGUUUCUGCCAGGAACCGAUUGAGUACGGCAUACAAUUUCACAAGGUAGGCUAGUUUCCAAUGUAAACAACAUCAAUUUUGAACGUAAACAUGUGACGUCGUUCGUAUCGUCCUUUUACGUUGAUCAAAUUGAUGUAGAGUACUAGAUCGUUUUGUUCACGCCUUAGAACGGUUUGAAUUACGUCAUCUAAACCUUCUGAAUGUCAAGUAAUUUCUUAAACGAUUUCUUUUGAACACGAAACGUCAAUUGUCAGAGCACGAAAAGCUUAAGAGAAGAAUGUAGCAACGAUUUCAUUGUGCUCAACCACACGUUCUCGAGGCAUGCUACGCGAGUUUAUCAUUCUAUUUUAACGAAAGUAACAAACAUUAGGAACAGGUUUUUUUUCCAAAUAUCGAAGGAUUAAUUUUCCAAAAAAGUUUUCCCUUGAAAAUUUGAAAAACUUUCCAGACAUGCAAGAAAACGAAAAACAUUCGAAUAUUCAUCCAACCAUCUUCGCACCCUCCUGUACACCCAUCGAGCCACGUAGCAAUUUGAGUGCAAUCGUUAGAAAAUGUGCCAUGUUCGCGAGCAGCCACAGUGAUCAUUACAAUCCCGCGAGAUUCAAGUGCAAUCAAUCUAACUUAUGAUCUGGGCCUGACGAGUCUGCAUGCAAUGUACUAAUUCACCCAUAUCCUUGUCGAAAGAUGAGUAUGUUUAGGUGGUGAAUCAACACUUAAGGUAAAACCGAUCGCAGUUCACAAGCUGUAUCGAUCGUAGUAACAGCAAGCAACCGACACAGAUGCGCCAAAAUACUCAACAAGUCACGGACUGUGUAUCGAAAAACCUGCUUAUAAAAAAACGCGACAAUGAAGUGUUACACACUUAUUAAGUAGGAAAAGAACGAUUCUUGAAAUACAUUCAAACAGUACCUGCAAAAUGAAGAAUUAAAUCAAAUAUUGUGAGCGAAAGCUUACUUGCUUGCCCUCCCAAAAUGGAACACGCAAAAGGGGUUUCCAUGGAAAUGAAAAACAGGACAUGUGCUACUACUAUUGAUGCCCAUAUUUUUGGGUGGAACGAAAAUGAUCUUUACGGUCAUUCAAAUCAACAAAGAAACGACUAUAGACGGAUUCAACGUCCUCUCAACCAAGGGUGCGCGGGUAAUAAACGGAUAUUGAACAGACCCCUUCGCCAACGCAAAGUAAAACGGACAUUAUACGUUAACAAAUUGCCAUAUAAUAUCGUUGAUUGAGAAUUUGGUGCUAAAGAAAUCUAAAGUUACGACUAAACAAAUAAUCUUGCUUUUAAAGGAAACGAACGUAAGAGGUACGGUGUAAAUCAAUAAUUUAUUAACCGGAAGGCGAUGAGUAACAGUAAUAAUAAUAGUAAUAAGUAGCAAUGUACGCGAAGUCACGCAACUUUUUAUUAGUAGAUGUGUAUUAGUCUUAAGAAUACCAACCUAAUCGAACUUGUUUAUUGAGAGGCUACGGUCGAGUGUGUGCUUGAAAUCAUUAAAAAAACGAAUCAAGCACAAAAGCUGCAAGAAAGAAAUGAAAUACUAUAUGUAACAACUAAGAGGCAGAAGCGCACGAUGAAUUGAUCUGCGCGUAUUCGAGGAUCAAUUAGACUUAACCAAAUCCCGCUACACGAACGCGCCGUUUCGAUCGCGUAGCUUUCGGGUAUAUGAAGACAAAGCCACAUUGUCACGCCAAUAAAAUGAAGUGAUGGUAGUAAUAUAUUGUUAGAACUAAUAGCGAAGAACGUGCGUUUGCAGGAUACGCACACAACUCAACGUGAAACAACGGGGCACCCGCCAUCGUGUUGUAUACAAAUAAUGAGAGAAAAAGCAAAAAAAAACAAUAUGAAAUGAGCAAAACCACCUACAAUUUUUAAACAGUAUUUGAAACAAAUGUAAACGAUAAAACAACACAAAAAGGCAGGAAGACAAAAUAAAACUGCUAACGUUUAGCCUUAAUGAAUAUGACUACCAAAAGAGUAAAGAGGAACACAACAACUAUUAUAUCAAAGAUGUUCAUCAGAGAACGUAAAAAUAUAUAUACAUAGAAAAAUGAUUAUUAGUACAACAUACAAGGAAAACUAUUUAUUAUAAAGUUGAAUUUAAAGUGUAACAAAGAAAAUCGGAGAACUUAUCUUAGACAGUAGCACACUAAACUAGGAGAAAUGCAAUAAUACUGAGUUCAGGUGAUCAAUCAAUAUGGAUGGUAAGGGUUCUAGUUAAGGGUUUAGACGUAAGGCAUCAGUUUGGUGAAUCGUGGAAAGCAUGGUUCGAUGUUGAAUGCGAAACAGUUGAGCAGACAGGACAGUAAUUUUACACAGGUAUUUCAGAAUGCUAGGAGAGUGACCGUACUCGGAAGCGCAUACUUAAAAUGACGAAAAUUUAACUGUGUUUGGCAUGGUGUUCAUCAAUCACAUAAUAAUCAACUAAGAGAAUACACUUUUUAAACCAUAGCGAUUACAGUGAAUGGGAAAUUUUUAAGCAGUAAAUAAUUGGAUAUUUUAGCGAAAAUUGAAGGAAAAUGCAAACCUACGUAUUAUGAAUACAAAGAAAAUCUAUGAUGACGUAGACUAAGUACCAAAAAAAGUGGGAAAGAGAUUCCUUGAAGUUUGAAAAUUACUACUUUAAAUCGAAGAACCAUCAAAGAAAAAAUUGCGCAACAACAGCCAAGAUAAGAAGAUUUAAAUUCUAAAUUUAUACAAAUAGACAAAAUGGCCGGACUCUUAGCAGGUUCGAAAUCAAUAAUUACAACAACAACAAAUAAAAUGAACAUGGUAAAAACAACGUAGCAAUUGAUUUUAGAAGAAAAAAAUAAUCAGAAGGAGCAGUGAAAAAAUAUAUUGAAGGCUGAAACCGACACCCAGUCGUGUGUUUUAAAUUGAGUACCACAACAACAAAAAUCUGUAGGAAUAAUUACAGUAGUCUUGAAAUAUGUUUGACAACAUUAGUAGCAAAAUAUUACCUUAAGACUGAUUUGAACACUAAUCAAAUUGUGUACUGCUGAAAAGUGAAGCGUGAUGAUUGACACGUACAGUCUCACGUUGCGUAGUAUUACGCGAAAAUAUCAGUGACUAAUGAACACACUCACGUUCAUCUGUACAUGUAAUUUGCAAAAGAAAGAUUUGCAUGAUCAACUUUGUCGAAUGUCAGCAGAACUAGAAGAAAUGCAUAAAUUCAAUGAAUUACAAAACAUAAAUCAUUCAACAUUUAAAACAACACCUAAAUGAUAGACGAAAUAUCAUUUAUAUAGUAGAUAACGAGGGAAUGAAGGACAACAAUACAUAUGUAAGCCAUUCUUUUAGGAAACCAACUAUAUUGGGCAGAACAAACUAUUGAUGAUAUAUUUUAGACGCAAUUGUAAUGUAUUUUAUUUAAUACAAACUAAAAGUUAAGUCACAAAUUAUACUGCGAAAGUUACUAGACGUAACGUAUAUCUAAACACCGAAAAGAAGGAUGAGAGUAACGAAACAAUAACAAAUCAACACACAACUGAUCACAAUUCAAACCAAACUGAUUGCAAAACCACAAAACAGCUAACAAUAGCAUAACACAAAAUCGUACUAAGCUCUAAGUAUAUAAUGAUAUUGAUGUGAGAUUUUAAGAUUUCCAAACAGUGUAUUAAAAUGUAACGAAAUAUUGUCCAAUUCUCUAUUGCUUCAUGUUCCUCUUGACAAACCCGUUUGUUCUACUACAGCUAUAAAUGCAUCUACAUGUCUUUUAUCUUCCCCUCAAACAAAACACACGAACGAAAAAAAAAAAUCACACUUAUAUACAACAUCAUUCGUUUCCACGAAGAAGCGCAUGUUUUUCUCCGCCAAACAUAAGCAUAGCGUAGAUUUAACGUACCAGACUACCUUACAUCAUUUUUUGAUUCAAUGGUUGUACUUUAACGAUGACUAUGACUUCACACUGCUAUUUAUAACCGUAACGUUCCUCCACGACGUGAUGGGGAAGCUGUAACUCAGAUUCAAGAUGCAUUUCCAUAGCAACACAAUACAAACAGUAGCCAAAAACAGUACAUUUACUACUAAAUACGUCUAGUGAAUAUUCAAUGUGUUUCCCUAGCCACUAAGCUAAACUGUGUUUAGUUAAAAUGAAUCUACAUCCAAAAACCGUUUUCAUCAACACAAAACUCAACCACAAUACUAAAAAACUAACAAAAAACACUUACAAAACAACAUACAACAAUUGAUAAACUUGACCAAUCAAAAUAAAACGUAAAUUUUGCUACACUCAAGUCGAUAGGGACAGGUCAGAUACAAAACGAUAUAUUUUCCUAAGUUUUUGUACUGUACGAAACCAUUCGAUGCAGCAAACGCAGUGAAUAGAAAACCAUCCCAUAACGCAUACCACUUAAGAGACACAAACAAAAGAAACAACAAUACGCUUCAACAGACGAAAACAACACGAACACAACCUUUUACUAAUGAUGAAAGACAACUGUGUGGUUCAAGAAACCACAACAUCCCCCCUCAAAAUACAUUCGAUUUGUAGCAAUAUGCGUGAGACGGAAACAGCAAUCCGGUAACUGACUAACUAAAGCAAACAUUCGACUAAAUGUAGAGGCGAUGAAGAACACAUCCAACCUACCGAACACUUUCAAUGACCGCCAAUCACCACAAACAAACAUAACAAAAUCAAAUACCAAUUAUUAUUACGAUUAGUGAAAAAAACAAGCAGCGCAAAUCGUCAAAACUUUACCAUAAAUUGUGUCGAUAUCGGUGUCUGGGCGAAGGGUUUCGGUUCAAUAUAGGACACUUCGUGCGAUCCUCCAAAUUAUCCCUUUCUAGUGUUUCCCUCAACCCUGUCCUACCUAGAAUAUGUUUGUUUCUACCCUACUAGUCAUUUAGGACACACAAUUUGAUUCCUUCGCCUUCAAAUCAAUCGUCGAAGCUUUUUCGUCCUCAGUCCAGUCCUUGCACUGAAAUCCUUCCUGCACACCACCGAAUCACCUCCCAUAACACGCUAUGCGCCGUUGAAAUCCUUAAGAAGAUGAAAAAAAAAACCUAGAGGGUAUCCACGAGAGAUCGACUCGAACGUUUGAUACGCAAACCGAACCGUUCGUCGAUUUCGAGAUGGAUUGAUCUCUGUAUCCAUGUGAUGUGUAUUAAUUCUGCAAGGACAGCAAGAAACACAAAAAAGAUAUUUGUAAGUUUACAAUAACUUCAAAUGAGAAGAAAAUCAUUACAUUAUAUCGAUGCAUUAUAUUAAAAGAAUGAAACAAACACUCUACUGUAUAACAAAUAUGGAUAAUAGCGGAUAAAUAUUAUGAAUAUCAAUGUAACCGUAAUUGUAUUCGUUAAAUGAGAAUAAACAUAAAGAGACCAACAAA
This is a messenger RNA of Aedes albopictus (Asian tiger mosquito), 21220 nucleotides long. Its product is annotated as protein Gawky. Gene Ontology annotation, molecular function: protein binding; RNA binding. Gene Ontology annotation, biological process: positive regulation of nuclear-transcribed mRNA poly(A) tail shortening; miRNA-mediated gene silencing by inhibition of translation. Gene Ontology annotation, cellular component: nucleoplasm; P-body. The transcript has 11 exons. Lineage: Eukaryota; Metazoa; Arthropoda; Insecta; Diptera; Culicidae. The coding region runs from base 2380 to 6738 and encodes 1452 amino acids. The record is from RefSeq and is a predicted model, not a curated record.